This is a messenger RNA of Anoplophora glabripennis (Asian longhorned beetle), 1116 nucleotides long. RefSeq names its product probable cytochrome P450 6a20. The annotation marks the transcript as partial. The record is from RefSeq and is a predicted model, not a curated record. Lineage: Eukaryota; Metazoa; Arthropoda; Insecta; Coleoptera; Cerambycidae. The transcript is spliced from 5 exons. Gene Ontology annotation, molecular function: monooxygenase activity; iron ion binding; heme binding.
GGGCAAUGGUUCUCUUCACAAACUCCAUCGCCUACGAUGCGCUGGCGUUCUUCGUGACGCUGACAGUUGUCGUCUACGCCUACUUUAAAUGGAAGUACCAGUACUGGAAGAGGAAAGGUAUCCCAUAUUUCGUGCCCAAAAUACCGUUCGGGAACAUUCCAAACCCACUGACAAGCCAAUUGAGCAUAGGAGAGCAUAUUGCUUUGUUGUACAAAGAAGCCAAGGCGAGAGGUUGGAAGGGCUGCGGGUUCUAUACAAUGGCUGUUCCAAUAUAUAUGGUGCUUGACUUGGAUUUGGUGAAAAACAUAAUGACAAAAGAUUUCAACAAUUUUAUGGACAGAGGCAUAUAUUUUAACGAAAAGGCAGAUCCAUUAAGUGUACAUCUACUUGCCAUAACUGGAAUGAAAUGGAAGAACUUGAGGGCCAAACUGACGCCGACUUUCACGUCGGGGAAGAUGAGGAUGAUGUUCCAGACAAUGGCAGACUGUGGCGUAAUCCUGGAAAAGUAUAUCAAGGACGAAGUUGCGGGAAAGCAAGCUGUGGACAUUAAGGAUAUUUUGGGUAGGUUCUCUACGGACAUCAUCGGUUCAUGCGCGUUUGGCCUGGAUUGCAAUAGCUUCGAACAACCCAAUUCUUCUUUCAGGGUCUACGGGAAGAAGGUCUUGGAGACCUCCACAUUGGAACUGAUGAAAGAGGCCUUCUGCAUCAGCUUCCCCAAAGCUGCUAGAGCCCUUUCUCUCCGUGUGUUCAGGAAGGAAGUGUGCGAUUUCUACACAUCGGUCGUGCAAGACACCAUCUCGUACAGGGAGAAGAACAGCGUCAAGCGUAACGACUUCAUGCAGCUGCUCCUCGAGAUGAAGGCCAAAGAUGACAAUGCUACAGAAAACGGCAACACCCUGACUAUGCCUGAGAUAAUAGCGCAAAGCUUCGUCUUCUUCAUAGCUGGAUUCGAGACCAGCUCCACUACCAUGACCUUCGCCCUUUUUGAAUUGGCGAGGAACACCGCCACCCAGGACAAAGUAAGAGAAGAAAUCCGCACAGUCCUCGCGAAACACGACGAUAAAGUCACUUACGACUCGAUGAACGAGUUGUUUUAUAUGAAACAAGUCAUCGAUG